AUGCGCGAGAGAACUGGCUCCUCUGAAUCGGAGCACUCGUUCCAACAAUGCGGCCGCGACCACCACUCCGCCAUCGCUGAUACGCUCCCGAACGGCGAAACACACGACGCGACGCAUGGCGAAUCAAACACAUCCCCGUCAGCUAAUAAUGGCGACCCCGCAUCCACAGAGUCAGCCAGCAGGCCUGAAAUUGGCAUCGAAACCACUAUCAAAACCGAGCACGACGACCAUCAACUCGAGUCCACUGCGCCGCCGACACCUCACGACGACGAAUAUCUCACCUCACGUGCCACUUCUCAGCCCAGCGCAAAGCGACGAGAGUCUGAGGCAGCACUCUUUACCCCAGAGCCUGGCGACAAGCGACCGUACAAGAAACGGAGGCGUGCAGCGUCGCCCCCCUGGAACUUCCCAUCCGCCGAGACAACGACUUUGAGAACCGCAGAUGGUCGCCGAGUAUCUGCGCGUGUCAACACGUCGACUCCCGGGCUGAGCGAGGCAGAGGAGAGGGGUAGAGGGCACAGCAGUAGUCUCAGCAGACCAGCAUCGCAUUCCCGCCCACCAAGUCCGCCUUGGAAGAAGUUUGAAGCAGCAGGUCCAACUACACUCCAGGUCGACGGCAAGCGUAAGAGCGGCCGUGUCAAUAAGGAGCUGACGGAAGUGCCGAAGCGAGUCAGUCCGCGGAGCAAGAAGCAGGCAGACAAGUUGUCAUAUUCAACACCACAGAAUGGGGAGAAGAAGUCGGCGCAGAAGACUAUGGCAGCCAGCAGCAAGAGAGGAGAGACGCCAUCGGCAAAGAAGCAGGUCAAUAGACUAGACAGACCAUCCACCGACACGGCAAGCUCUAAGAAGAUUGCUGAGCUGCAAGCUCAGAUCGCCGCACUGCAGCCAUCGCGCUCCUUCCCGGCGCCUUUGAGCAGCAGCAGCAAGGAGAAUGGCAAGGAGCACAGCAAACCUGGGCCAAAGCGCAAGCAAAGCGGAGAGAAGUCGAGGCCAGAGCGGCCAGCUUCGCCUCCUGUCCAUCGAAAGAUGGCCCGCAUGAGCAACGCUGAUCAGUCACCCGAGAAAUCUCGACCUUCGCCGAAGAUCAAGCUCAGAAUCGGUUCUCGCCAUGUCGUACCUCCUCCACAUCCACUGGCAAAGUUGCCAUCCCCUCUUCGACCGCCCCAUCUUUCCCUAUACCAGAUAAUCGAGAGGUAUGAGCUGAAAGAGAUGCAACAACCAUACACAGACAAUGAUCGAGGACCUCCUGAUGCCGACUACUUCGAACAACGAGCAGCACGGCAGGCUGUGGAAGAAGGAGCAAUGCGGAAGAAGUUGCUGCAAGAGGCCGAGCCCGGUGGUGCGUUGAGCAAGGAACAACUGGGCAUCUUCCAGGACGAGCGGCAAGCAGAACCUCCGCAGCAGUAUGGCCAUCACGACCAUCUCGUUUCGCACGUGCUGUAUCUGCGACAGCUGCAAUUGCGUGAAAAAUCGCAACAUCGCCUUCUCGCGAAGAAGCUGGCACACGAAGCCCUUGAGAAGUGGAAACAACGAAACGGGCCCACGGAAGAAGAUCUACUGAUAGAGGAGCAAAAGGUCUUGGAGCUUGUCAAGAAACAGGUCAUUGCAGACAUGAAGUCUAAAUGGGAAAUGGUAGAGUCUCAUGUUCGAGAGAUGAAGAGGAAGGCCUGGGAGGUCGAGCAAGAGAGGAUAAGAGCAGAAAAGCUGCAGAGAAAGCUCGAGUACAGUGAGAAUCUGCUGGCAAUGCAGCGAGGCGACCUAGACAGCGACGCAGACAUCGACGAGGACAGCACUGGAGAUGUUGAAGAGUCAGACGAAGAUAGUGAGGAUGUUUCCGAGGAGAACAUGACUGAGUCGGACAGCGAGUCCGGCCUCGACGAAGCAGAAGAAAGUGGUGAAAUGGACCAGGAAGCCUUGAAGCGAUAUCUUGAGCAAAGGCAGGCCGACCCACCUGAUGAGGACCAGGACGAAGAUGAUCGAGAAGACAAUGUCCCUGAAGGCGAUUCUAUGCAGAUUGAACCGGCUGAGGCAGGAUCUCAAGCCGGUGAGCAGAUCCAGGUGGAGGAAGAAGCUCUGGGUGAUGGGUAUUCUAGCAGAGUGCUAGGUGCCACGCCAGAAGUCAGUUGUGCAAACGACGUCACAAUGAGUGACAAUGCCCGCGACAUGGGCGCCGAUGAUGUUGGCCCGCGGCAGGUGAAUGGGGAUGUAGUACCCGAGUCUGCCGCGCUUGCUGCAGAGGAAGCCGACGCUCACGACAACUUGUCGUCUGAUGAAUCCGUUGAGAUGUAUGACUCUGACGAAGACAUGAGCAGCACUGAUGAAGAGGAUGCCGACAAUGACGAGGAUGACCAUGAUGACGACGAAGACGAGAGUGAAGAGGAAAAACCUUCUCUACUUGGGUUCUACCAGAAGAAAGAUCUUUUGCGUAUGAAAGACGACGGCCUGCCCACACCAGUUACCAGCGUGGAGAAUGGCGGCGACAACGACAACCCAAGAUCGGACUCCGAGCCGAGGUCUGUCGAACAGGCUGCAGAAGGCGCUCCAGAAGAACAGUCGCAAGAUCCGAAUGAACAGCUCGUAGAGGACGCUGCGGCUCCUGCCCAGAAGGAUACUACUUCUCCCAAGGAAGACAAUGUUUUGCUGCAAGAACCUGAGCCAGCGAAGACCGAUGCGGAGGAUGAGAUGGAAGUCGAAGAAGAAGUAGGCAUCAAGUCACUAGUGCCAACUCCUGCUCUCCUGCGAGGCACUCUUCGCUCUUACCAGCACGCUGGCCUAGACUGGCUGGCUUCUCUCUACCGGAAUGGCACCAACGGAAUCCUGGCCGACGAGAUGGGUUUGGGAAAGACGAUUCAGACGAUUGCUCUGUUGGCACAUUUGGCGGAAGUUCACGAAGUGUGGGAGACCCAUUUAGUGAUUGUUCCAACUUCCGUGAUCUUGAACUGGGUCACCGAGUUUCAAAAGUUCCUUCCAGGCUUCCGCGUGUUGGGAUACUAUGGCACGGCGGAGGAGCGCCAGAUGAAACGGAAGGGCUGGACAAACGAUCCGCACCACGAGCAGAAGGACAGACGAGGGUACAAUGUUGUUAUAACGAGCUACAACGUGGCGAUGCAAGAUAUCAACGCCAUCCGUACUGUCCAGUGGCACUAUCUCAUCCUCGACGAAGCUCACAACAUUCGGAAUUUCAACAGCCAACGUUGGCAGAUCUUGAUUCGUCUCAGGACACGAGCUCGACUUCUAUUGACCGGCACACCAUUGCAGAAUGACUUAGCCGAAGUCUGGUCGCUCUUGACCUUCCUUACCGCAGGAGAUGAUGACAGCUCGCACGGUGAGCUUGAAGAAUUUCUGAGUCACUGGAAAGAUCCCGUGAAAGAGAUCUUCGACCAGGGCGUGCAGAAGAUUUCCGACAAUGCGCAGAGAGUCGUUGAGCAACUCCACAUAUCGCUGCGUCCGUACUUACUUCGCCGCAAGAAGAGCGAAGUGGAGAAAGACUUGCCCAAAAAGACGGAAAGCGUCGUUGUUUGCAAGCUCAGCAAGCGUCAGCGACAGCUUUACCAGGACUACAUGGGCCUCGCAGAGACCAAAGCGACGCUUGCCAAGGGAAGUGGCGUCCAAGCUGCAGGUGUGUUGCUAGCCUUGAGGAAGGUGUGCAAUCACCCAGAUCUUUUCGAUCCUCGGCCGAUUCAGACCAGUUUUGCCAUGGAAAGCUCUCCUGUUGAGGAUUACAGCGCCACAGAACAGCUCGUGAGACAACUCCUUGGCGUGAAAGAGGGAUUUCCCGCUAGACUUCUCGUGGCUAAUAAUGAAGGACGUCGGCGCGCGGCCGUGCAGCGGUCGCGCAGCCUCGACGCCUCGGGUGCUCUGCAACGUCAAAUCAAGGAGAUCGAGGCUGUCACAAUAGACAUGCAUCCGGAUCCCGCAACACUUACCGGAUCCAGAGCACUGCAAAGACUUCGACAACGAGAGCACAAAUUGUCGCAAUUUAGGUCAGCAAUCCAGGUCACCGAAAGUGCUCUACGCAGUGCCCCGAUCUAUGGCUCCGACUUGCGUGAGCUUGUUACCGUGCACAACGGUCGGUUGCGCAGACUUCCGCGAGUGGACUGGCGUGGCAAGGGCUGGUUGCCUCUUUCGCACCAACGUAUCGAAGUUGAGCAUCCUGGCGAUUGGCUCUUUGCAACAGGCACGCAGCUUCACCAGGACAUCGCGACUUGUGACAGCUAUGCCGAAAGAAUGCAAGGCGCCAUUGUCAGGUUCACGUUUGUUCCACCAGCCGUGACUGUGCCGAUCCUCAACUUCGCCAUAUCGCCGAAACUACAGGAGAAUCUCAGGGCGUCGCCUGCCUACCCCCUUGAGAAGGACUGGAGCCACGAGGCUCGCGUGAGAAGCUCGAUUGCAUUCCCGGAUUCGAGACUUCUCAUCUUCGAUUCAGGGAAGCUCCAGCGUCUUGUGUAUCUCUUGCGGGACUUGCAAUCGCGCGGGUCGCGCAGUCUCAUCUUCACACAAAUGACUGGCACGCUCAAUGUUCUUGAGCAGUUCUUGAACCUCCUCAAUCUACCGUACCUACGUCUAGAUGGAAGUACACCGGUGGAGCGAAGACAAAUUUACUCUUCGGAGUUCAACCGUCCAGACUCGAAGUACCAGUGCAUGAUACUAUCCUCCAGAGCAGGCGGUGUUGGUCUCAAUCUCACAGGCGCAUCGUCUGUCAUCUUCUUCGACCUGGACUGGAACCCCCAGAUGGAUCGCCAGUGUAUGGACCGUGCGCAUCGAAUUGGACAGGUGCGCGACGUGGAAGUUUACAAGAUGGUGAGUGAGAAGACGGUCGAGGAGAACAUUCUCCGCCGAGCGAACCAGAAGAGUCUCCUUGAUCAGACCGUCAUCCAGGAGGGCCACUUCACCACCGAGUACCAGAAGACAAGUCGGCGGGAGCAAUCAAGCGAAGGCGAGAACGACGUGGAGGCAGCGAUCGAGCGGUUCCUGGGUGGUGAUGACAAGAACCAGAACAAGGCGCUGGAAUCUGUGGAAGACCAGGAAGACGUGCAGGCAGCACAGCAAGCAGCCAAGGAAGACCGGCAGGACGAUGUUGACUUUACCGAGCAGUCGUCUAAGGGGCCGUCGAAAGCCAAUACACCUGGUCCUGGUGGCGCAGACGCGCAAUUCGAGCUGGUUGAAAAAGAGCGAGGAGGUCACGUAGACCUGUUCAUGAUCAAAUUCAUGGAGCGGCAGCUCCAGGACUGGAGAUACACGCCGCCGUCGACGAGGCUGGACAAGCAUGGGCGAGAUCGCUCUCACCGACCAAAGAAGCGUCGGUAG
Molecule: messenger RNA, 5307 nt
Organism: Lecanosticta acicola
Lineage: Eukaryota; Fungi; Ascomycota; Dothideomycetes; Mycosphaerellales; Mycosphaerellaceae
Source: the annotation of a GenBank genome assembly